This is a messenger RNA of Puccinia triticina, 309 nucleotides long. RefSeq lists its product as uncharacterized. The record is from RefSeq and is a predicted model, not a curated record. The transcript has 2 exons. The coding region runs from base 1 to 309 and encodes 102 amino acids. Lineage: Eukaryota; Fungi; Basidiomycota; Pucciniomycetes; Pucciniales; Pucciniaceae.
AUGCCUCGGGGCCGCCUACAAGGGCGCCCCCAGACAGACUUGCGACCAUUUGGAGGCGACCCUGCAGGUCGGGGCGCCAGGGAGUCGGCCUGGGGGGCGGCCCCGGGACUUUGGCGACUCCGAGUCAUUGCGGCCAGAUGCGACCCAGGGUCGCAGCCUCCGGUGCGGGGCCAUGGCGUGCUGGGUGGUCGGCUAUGGGUCGUCAUUGGGCGCCGGGAUCAUGGCGUGCUGGGAAGUCGGCUAUGGGUGGUCGUCGUGGGUGGCAACAGCUACCCGACCUUGAAAUCCUUGAAAUUAGAGACCUCUUGA